GAAGCGGAGGGUGGGGACACUCUGGCCCGGCUCUCGGUGGUGCGGGAGCGGGAGGGAGCAGCGGCCGCUCUGGUCGGCGGACGUGCUGCCGAGCAGUCCCGGAAGCGAAGCAGCGAUGGCGGAGAGUCCAACUGAGGAGGCGGCGACGGCGACGGCGACGGCGGGCGCCGGGGCGGCGGGCCCCGGGGCGAGCGGCGUCGCCGGUGUUGUUGGCGUUAGCGGCAGCGGGUUCGGGCCGCCUUUCCUGCCGGAUGUGUGGGCGGCGGCGGCGGCUGCGGGCGGGGCCGGGGGGCCGGGGAGCGGCCUGGCUCCGCUGCCCGGGCUCCCGCCCUCGGCCGCUGCCCACGGGGCCGCACUGCUUAGCCACUGGGACCCCACACUCAGCUCCGACUGGGACGGCGAACGAACCGCGCCGCAGUGUCUACUUCGGAUCAAGCGGGAUAUCAUGUCCAUUUAUAAGGAGCCUCCUCCAGGAAUGUUCGUCGUACCUGAUACUGUUGACAUGACUAAGAUUCAUGCAUUGAUCACAGGCCCAUUUGACACCCCUUAUGAAGGGGGUUUCUUCCUGUUCGUGUUUCGGUGUCCGCCCGACUAUCCCAUCCACCCGCCUCGGGUCAAACUGAUGACAACGGGCAAUAACACAGUGAGGUUUAACCCCAACUUCUACCGCAAUGGGAAAGUCUGCUUGAGUAUUCUAGGUACGUGGACUGGCCCCGCCUGGAGCCCAGCCCAGAGCAUCUCCUCCGUGCUCAUCUCUAUCCAGUCCCUAAUGACUGAGAACCCCUAUCACAAUGAGCCUGGCUUUGAGCAGGAGAGACAUCCAGGAGACAGCAAAAAUUACAAUGAAUGUAUCCGGCAUGAGACCAUCAGAGUGGCAGUCUGUGACAUGAUGGAAGGAAAGUGUCCCUGCCCUGAGCCCUUACGAGGGGUGAUGGAGAAGUCCUUCCUGGAGUAUUACGACUUCUAUGAGGUGGCUUGCAAAGAUCGCCUGCACCUUCAAGGCCAGACUAUGCAGGACCCUUUUGGAGAGAAGCGUGGCCACUUUGACUACCAGUCCCUCUUGAUGCGCCUGGGACUGAUUCGUCAGAAAGUGCUGGAGAGGCUCCAUAAUGAGAACGCCGAAAUGGACUCUGAUAGCAGUUCGUCUGGGACAGAGACAGACCUGCACGGGAGCCUGAGGGUUUAGACCCUGCUCCCUUCUCCCCUCCCCCCACUCAAGGGUCCCAGCAACGUCCCUUCCCCCCACCCCAGGGAUGGAGAGGCACUGUGUAUCUCCCUCCAAACGUGACGUCAUCCUGCAAGAUGGCAAGAACCAAGCCAGCUCGGAUCCCAGGGUGUGGGAGUGGGGAGGCUGUUCCUGACCUGACCUCCCUGGCUCUCGAGCAUCCGGGGCUGUGUUCAUCCCAUAGCAGGGGCCAAGGUACCGACGCAGGAGCACCCAGGGUGAGGGCCUCUGGCAAACACAAGCAGCCGACACACCUCUCCACGGGGCCAGCUCCUCAGGGGGAGGCGGGAGACAGAAACUGUUAAUUCCAAGAGGGAGCGUGCCCACAUGAUUGAGGGGGAUAUCUGGAAGGGAGCUUUGGGUGGGGGGCUGUCUGUGACACUUAAGCAGUCUGGGUGGUUGUCUGUCUGCAGUCUUGAAGCAGGGCUUCCCAAUGCCCUUUUCCUCCCUGCCUCUCUUCUCCCAGUACUUCCCAUGGGCCAGCAUAAUUUUGUUUUUUUCCUAAUUUAUAGUCACUGUUCUAGACAGACCAAAGAGAAGGAACAGUGGUGGAGUCUAGGCUGCUGAUCAGUGAGCUUUACCUAGCACCUGAGCACCUUUCUCCUCUGCCCCCCCCCCAUUCCCUCGCCCAUUUCCAGAUUUAAGACAGAAGGUAAAUGUGACUGGGAUGGAACCGAGGUCCUGGUAGAGCCUACACAGGCACCAUGAGAAGCUGAUUUUGUUCCCGCAAUCACUGAUUUGAAAAGUUCCCAACGCAGCCAGCUGCUGUGUGUGGGGUACGAGAGCCACUACAUAGAAUAGUCUUUUACAGAUGUUCCUAAAUGCUAGCCACAAUGAGAGUAUUUCCCCUGGGGGUGGGGUGCAGUGGGGAGACUGAUGCUAGUCCUCUUGUGUUCUGUUUGGCUGUCCUUGUGUAUUUUCACCCUGGCCUCUGGUUACCCCCCCCCCAACCUCCCUCCCACUUCAAUGCCCAGGGACUUGUGGGGAGCAAGGGUCGCCAAUGGCAGAGGGGGUGGGGCUGGGACUCUGGGCCCCGCUGCUUCUCUUGCCUCUCCGCCUCCCGUCCUUCCCAGCUGCUCUGUCACUGGCUCUGAUGGCUAUUUGCCUGGCUGUGUUGCUUCUCUGUCUGUAUCUAGCUGCAGUGAUCCUUUAGCUGGUUGGCUCAGAAGAAUGUGUGUUAGGCGCCCUGUGGUACUGGGCACUGAGAAACUCCAGCCUUCCCCUUUUUGGUGUGUUCUCCCCAUACUUUCCAGAUUCUUACUGUUAGGGCUCCCAGUGGGGUGUUGGUGAUCCGUGUGACGCAGGGCCUCAGUCAGUAUCCAGCCGCGUGUACGGGAGAGGAUGACUUGGGCCUGCCCUGCCCGCUGCUGUGAAGGCUUCUGCCUGCGGGUCAUGGGACUUCCGGGGAGUUCGGAAGAGGUUGGGCACGAAGGAGAAUGUCCAACUUGGGAGGGCAGGAAGCAAAGAAACUGGACAGGAAGUGGGCUUGGGGAACGGAAGUUUAUCUCGGAUACCUAAGGCUGGGUCUCUUAACAAGGAGACUUAAAGAGGGACCCUGCGGCCAAUUUCCCUCUUCCAUUCCCAGAGCAAGUACAGGGCUUAGCAGAAUGCCCUUGGUGUGUUGGUCCAGUGGUUGUCUGUCAUCCAUUUAAGUGUUCCCACUUUCAAGUGACAAUCCUCUCCUUGGCCCUGCCGUGGGCAGAGCAUGUCUGGCAUACCAGCCUGACUUUUAUGCCCUAAUCUUGAGUUGAGGAAAUAUAUGCACAGGAGUCAAAAGAGAUGUCUUUAUAUCGGACUGUACAUAAAUGAAGUUUUUUUUUUUUCUUUUUGGUGCAAUAAAGUUUGUUUUGGCAGAAGGAGGAAGCGCCUGUGGGUGUGGGAGGGUGUGUGUCAAGGGAGACUGGGAUCCUCCAACAACCACACCUCUCACCCAGGUCUGAAACUGCCAGGGAGAAAGUGCUUGAUGCAUUGUCUGGAGGCUGGAAACUCCGGUUACAGGGCGUGGGUGGAAGCAGGGCGGCCGGGGACGAGUCUCCCGCCAACCAGAAGUAGCAGGGCCUUUUCUGAGACCACAUCUGGCCAUCAAGGAGAGGAAUGCCAUCUUGGCCUCAGUUGCUUCGAAGGAGCUCCUUGACAAACUGGGAAGAGAGUAUGUCCUCCAAGGACAGGCACAUCUAGACUGUAUCCCUGGGUAAGGAAAGGGCAUCUUAAGUUCUGGAUAAUCCAGACCUCACUUGAUUUUCGGGUAUCUGGUAUGAAACCAGCUCUUAGGAGUUCUGCACGAAGACUGAUUAUGCAGCCACCUUCUUUCUCUACUUGCUAUAGAAAGGCUCUAGCUUUCUGGCGGAAAGGCUUUUCCUCUUGGCUGACCCCGCGGCAAGGAAGACAUUCCAUGGGACAUGGCCAGCCGAUGCCGGGCAAAGCCGCGAUGUGGGAAGGCGAAGGCCCGCAUGCCAGUGCACUUAGGCUCUGGCUCCUCACUUUGCCUUUUAAGCUGGUGGCCCACUCCCAGUGAGUUAAUUCAGAAGGAGACCUACUCACUGAGCCGAUGAAAGUGGCCGUGAGGAUUUAAGUGUGUUUAGAAGACGGCACAGGGUAGGUGUUCAGUAAAUGAUGCCCUUCCCACCGCUAAGGCGAGAGGGACCUAGUGAUCACGGGAGGGAGAGCUGGUACGAAACUAAAGGACUAGACUAUGUCCACUGUUGGUCCAUUCCCCUAGGUUCCAUUAUUUCUUUACUCUAACCACCAUUUUACUUUGACCUCUGCUUCUUCACACUCAGCCAAGUCUGUCAGAACCUGGAAGCUCCAGAGGAAACGAGACUGAACAAGUGGCUAUUACUGGUCCAUUAGGAUCUGCUCGCUUGAGAUAAACAUUUUUAUAAAGACAAGGUUUGAAUUAGCAGGCUGUAAUUUAUGUCCCAGGACUACAAAUAGCCAAGAGACUGUCUAGCCAGGAGAUAGACUGCCUUCAUUCUAGACCCAUCCCUACCGUGAACUUGGAGGUGACCCAUGCUGGUCCAUUUCUUUACGUGCUCGCUGUUCUCUGUGCUACUCAGGUUAGCCUUACCGGAUAAAUGAGUUUUUCUCUAAUAAAGAUGCAAUGUGAAGGCACUUUAAAAAAAAAUAAAU
Molecule: messenger RNA, 4354 nt
Organism: Lutra lutra (Eurasian river otter)
Lineage: Eukaryota; Metazoa; Chordata; Mammalia; Carnivora; Mustelidae
Gene: UBE2Z
Product: ubiquitin conjugating enzyme E2 Z
Exons: 7
Coding region: 116-1186 (356 amino acids)
Biological process (GO): negative regulation of apoptotic process
Cellular component (GO): nucleus
Molecular function (GO): cysteine-type endopeptidase inhibitor activity; ubiquitin conjugating enzyme activity
Source: RefSeq, a predicted model, not a curated record